UGGGAGGUGGAUUCUGAAGAUGGACCUUUUCUGAGCACUGGAUGCAGCUUUUCGCUUCAACCGAAAUCUUUAGAUAAUUAUCAUGUCUUUCGUGUGGCCAACCCCGUUACUCCUUCUAACCAAUCAUCGUCAUGAUAGUUCCUUUUCAGGCGCCAGUGGCCGCCCAUGUUAUCUAAUCUCAUCCUAGACGACAAUAUCGUCGCGUCCACAAGGCAAGUUCCUUUCUUGAUUGGCCAUGGCAAAGCCUGCCAGCUCAUAUAUGCAGCUUACCCCGCAUGACCUUCGGAAACAACGUUGAUUUUUGCGGAAGUGAUUGUCAGUAUAACCUGCUUGGUAGGGUGGUGAGUCUAGUCCUGUUUGUUGGCUUAGUGAGGCCGGCUGAGGGCAAGGUGUACAUCCCGCAGCGGCCUCUACUUUGGUGGUCCUUGCUUUGGACCGCUGCAGGACAGCACGUUUGAUUGUUAAAGUAUAGUAAUAGAUCCGGCCUUGAUGGGCCAUCCGUCAGCAGUCUCGGGUUGACACCCUGAGGGUGGUUGACUGAGAUGGCUUCACUGAGAGUAGUACCAUACUGUAAGACCUUAUUUACGCGGGCCAAUAAGGGUCUACCUCAGCAGCCCGGCUCCGACCUCAGUGAGCCAUUUCAUACAUCCUGCAUCGAUCACCUCGUUUCCACUCAUUGUUGGCACUGUGUCCAUGCCAGCCUGCGUAUAGCAAAUACAAAGAGAUAUCCCUCAACGUGUCCAGCUUCUCAGCGUAACUCUACGUUAAAGAUAUAAAUAUAUAGGCCUUCCAGCCAAGGUUGCCAUUCUAGAUCAGAACACAACUUCCUAACACAAUUACGCAGAUCACAUCUCGUCAUACAGCGAAUGCUCCCCAUUUCCGAUUAUUGAUUUUGAAGAUGAGACAGCUGAACGGUGUCUUCGAAUCAAAGAUUAUCGCUUUCGAAGUCGGCCCCAGCCGUAAGAUAGUGAAACUUCACUCUGGGCUGCUGAAACCAGGCCAAUUUUCCCAGUGUAGCGUCCGAAACACAGGAAUUAACGAGGACGACGCAGCCGCGGAAUUAUAUAUGAUCGAUGAGCCCGUUGAAGACAUUUUCGCCUACGUUUUCGAAUAUCUAUAUACUGGGGACUACACUGUUCUUCUAACAGAUGACAUUGCUCCUCAGUGCACCGAGAAUGACGACUCACAGUCGACCACGCAAGGCCUGAAUGUUGAGCUGGAGUGGAAUAUCUUUGAAAGUUCGGAAUCUGUCCAGAAAUGGUCCGAUUAUCUCGUGAGAAGAUUAGAUCCCCAACCCUCCCUUCCGUCGAACGGAGGCAAGCACCAAUAUUAUCAUGGGUGGGACUACAGUAGACCGCUGCUUACUCACGCUCGCCUCAACGACUUCGCCGAACGAUAUGAAUUUUGCGAGUUGCGCGACAUUUGUCUCUUCAAGUUGUUGCACAUGCUCAAUGAAUUUCCGCUUCACGAAACCCGAGUCAGGGACAUAACACAACUGAUACAGUUCGUGUUCCGUGACGGCUGUAGAAAGCCCGAAAACGCGGAUAAUAUCCAAACCCUGAUGCUUCAUUUUACAAUGUGGCAUAUGAAGCUUUUCGCGCACAACGAGGAGUUUCCGCGACUCUUGCGCGAUGUCCCAUUGUUUUGCUACCGUUUAUUGCAACACAUGUGUUCAGUUAUCUGGUAG
Monascus purpureus is the source of this 1687-nucleotide messenger RNA. The record is from the annotation of a GenBank genome assembly. NCBI's taxonomy places the organism in Eukaryota, Fungi, Ascomycota, Eurotiomycetes, Eurotiales, Aspergillaceae.